This is a messenger RNA of Erigeron canadensis, 961 nucleotides long. RefSeq lists its product as uncharacterized. Gene Ontology annotation, cellular component: nucleus; cytosol. Gene Ontology annotation, molecular function: metal ion binding. Gene Ontology annotation, biological process: protein histidyl modification to diphthamide; tRNA wobble uridine modification. The transcript is spliced from 3 exons. NCBI's taxonomy places the organism in Eukaryota, Viridiplantae, Streptophyta, Magnoliopsida, Asterales, Asteraceae. The record is from RefSeq and is a predicted model, not a curated record. Bases 77 to 799 code for a protein of 240 amino acids.
AGAAAUGAAGAACAUUAUAUAGUUUGAUUUUAUAAAUUCCAUCGCAAAAUUUCCCCUGAUCUUUGGGUAAGCAGCCAUGAUUUUAUCUAUUUCGAUUCUAUAUUUCCAUUCGAAUCGGGCAAUUCCGAUUCUAACAAUGAUUAUGGCAAUAGUGAUGGCGGUUUAUUCCUUAGAUACCAACAAUGUGUUUGAUCCAUGUUCGGAUACAAAGGUUUUGAGAGGGGAUGGAUUUACAUUUGGACUCGCAUUUUCUUCAAAGGAAUCUUUCUUCUCUAACCAAAUUCAGCUUUCACCCUGCGAUACUCGCCUCUCCCUCCACGGAACUAAUGCUCAACUCGCUGUUUUUAGGCCAAAAGUCGACGAGCUCACAUUUCUCACUCUUAAUACCUCUGACUUUGAUCCGGCAAAAGCCGGGGGAUACAUGGUUGCAUUUGCUGGAAGACGAUAUGCAGCAAGAUCAAUCCCUACUUUAGUUGCGGAUAAAUCUAACAUCAUCACAAGUUUCACUUUGGUACUAGAAUUCAAAGAAGGAAGACUAGUUAACUUAUAUUGGAAGAAAUUUGGGUGUAAAUCGUGUGCAGAGAGAUCGGGCAUUUGCCUCGACAAUGAAGUAUGUGCUACACCCGUUUCAAAGUGCAAGACUAAUGGUGGCUCGGUGGAUUGUAGCAUUAGUGUGCAGCUAGCGUUUUCGGGCACAGAUAAGAUGUUAGAAGUUCUUAAUUCGUGGUAUGAGGUCGAAAAGCUUAGACAAUAUUCGCUAGUUGGUUUGUACGAAGGCAUCAAUGGCUUAAUUGGUUAAGACCAGGUCCAUAUAUAUCGAGAGACGUCUGGUUCGGUUAAUUUUAUAACUUGUACUUGUUUAUUAGAGUGGAAAAGAUAAAGUACAAAUUUAGUGUAAUUUAUCAUAAUGAUGCAUGAUUCUUGGGUUCUAAAUUUUACCGAAGGCAAAAAGUUGCAACAA